AAACAAGCACAAAAAGACUCUCUCUUCUCUCCUUCUUCAUAGGCGUGGCUUUUGGCUUUCAUUACCUUCUCUCUCUCUGUCUCUCUAUCAGAACCCAUCAAAUGGACAUGUCUGAUUUCUUUACUUCUUUUUUAUAUACAGACAGUAAUAGCAUGCAAAAAAGAGCAGAGUUCCAGUCUGUUUUGUCUAAUUAGUUUCUCUUCCACAUAAUUAUAUUUGCUUUCCAUUAAUAUUUCGCUCUUCUACAUAAACCAGCUUUUUAAGUACAUACACUACUUGCAGCAGACAUCAAAUCAUUUGAAACUUACUGUUUGAUAUUCUUCUUGUCCACAAUUUCAAGAAAUUAAAUUCUCUCUUUAUAAAGAAUUAUGGAUCACAGUUACAGAUGGCACCAAAGAGAGAACAGCCCAUCUUUCUCUUCUACUCUUCUUGAUGCAAUGUACCGUUCGAUAGACGAAUCAAACGGUAAAGGAGAGGAAGAGCUUAUUUUUUACAGGGAGAGUACUAGGAGUAUAAGAAAGAAGCAUCACACUAGUACUAGUAAUGGCGAAGCUAAAGAAGAAAGAAUUGGAAGCUUGAAAAAAGCUUGCAUGAUUGAGAAAUGGAUGCAAGAGAAAGUAAUUAGCUAUGAAAAAGUUGGUGUUGGUCAAAAAUCCAUGGCGGAGUUGAAGCCUCGUAUUAACACUAUGUUGCUUAACUCUAGCUCUAGCUCUUCAGAAUCUAGUUGUGGUGGUGGGUUUUCUUCUUCAGAAUCAGAACCUAUUUAUGUCAUGCAAAGGCCUAAGCCUAUUCGAACAAGCGUUUCUGCUCGGCCUAUAGAUCAUCUUCAAGAAAUAAAACUUGCAUCAUCAGCAACAGCAACACAGAAGCCGAAACAUGAUCAAGGCAGUUUUUUCAAAACCAAAUCCAAGGCCUUAAAAAUCUAUGGUGAUCUAAAAAAGGUGAAGCAGCCUAUUUCGCCUGGCGGAAGGCUUGCAAGCUUUCUUAACUCUCUUUUCACUGCUGGAAAUGCAAAGAAGGCAAAGAUCUCUUCGUCGAAAUCUGAGCAAACAUCUACUUGUUCUUCAGCUUCUUCAUUUUCAAGGUCUUGCUUAAGUAAGACUCCUUCCACUAGGGGGAAUGGAACAAAAAGGUCAGUUAGGUUUUAUCCAGUUAGUGUAAUUGUGGAUGAGGAUUCUAGGCCUUGUGGACAUAAAAGUCUGUAUGCAAAUAAUCAAGAAGAGAGUGGUACUCUAAUGGCUGCAGAGCUUAAGUUUCAUGUAAUGAAUGAAAGUCGGCGAGUUGAGCAAGUUAAAAGAGAUCUUUUAAAGAAUUAUCAAAAGAAGAAGCAACAAGAGUUUAGUGUAAAAGAUCUUUGUAAUGAAAAUGGAGAGUCUAGUGAUGAGGAAGAUCAAGAACUUGACGAUGAAGACGACGAUGUGGCUAGUUAUGCAAGUUCUGAUUUGUUCGAAUUGGAUAAUCUUUCUGCUAUUGGAAUUGAAAGAUAUCGCCAAGAAUUGCCUGUGUACGAAACAACCCAUCUUGAUACUAAUCGAGCCAUUGCUAAUGGCUUAAUCUUGUAAAAUUCCAAGAAAAAUUCUAAACAAGAAAAUCUUAAUUACUUAGCUUUAAUAUUAAUGAAUUGUGUGGGGGUUUACAUAUCAAAGAGAAUAAGAUUUCUCAUCUUUCUUUCUUUCUUUC
This is a messenger RNA of Jatropha curcas, 1680 nucleotides long. Its product is annotated as protein BIG GRAIN 1-like B. Lineage: Eukaryota; Viridiplantae; Streptophyta; Magnoliopsida; Malpighiales; Euphorbiaceae. The record is from RefSeq and is a predicted model, not a curated record. Gene Ontology annotation, biological process: auxin-activated signaling pathway.